This is a messenger RNA of Dictyostelium purpureum, 1398 nucleotides long. RefSeq lists its product as uncharacterized. Lineage: Eukaryota; Evosea; Eumycetozoa; Dictyosteliales; Dictyosteliaceae. The transcript has 2 exons. The record is from RefSeq and is a predicted model, not a curated record. Bases 1 to 1398 code for a protein of 465 amino acids.
AUGUCCAAUAAUCAACAAUAUGAUAAUAAAUGCUUUAAUCAUCCAUAUCAAGAUAUUGUUUUUAUAUGCUCAAAUUGUCCAAACUAUAUUCCUGUCUGUAUUGAUUGUAUUAACGAUGGUCACCGUGGCCAUACAUUCAAAAAAUUAAAUGAUAUACAUUUAAGAAAUCAAAUACAACAAGAAUUUAAUGAUCAAACAAUACCAAAACUAAACAACUAUUUAGAAAAUAAUAAAAAAAUAUUGGAAGAAUCAAACAACCACUUUAAACAAAUUAAUGAUAACCAUACAAAGAAUUUUGAAAAAGCUUUUAAAAUAUUUAAGGAGUUAAGAGAUUUUUUUUUAAAUAUUAUCAAUGCAAAAGAAAUUGAUGUCAAAUUAUUAUUAACAACUAAAUUAAAUAAAAAUACAGAUAUAAAUAAUAUAAUAACAACAAUAAUAGAAAAAAAUAAUAAUAUAAUUAAUAAUGCUAUUAAAUUUAAUAAUGAUAUUAAUAAUAAUAAUGAUGAUGUUAAUAAUAAUGAUGAUGAUGUUAAUAAUAAUAAUAAUGAAUUUAUUAAACUUUUAAAACACAAUCAUCAAUGUAACAAUCUUUUAUCAAAUAUAAAUAAUAAUAGCUUACCAGAAUAUAAAGAUACUCAAUUAAUAAUUCAAGAAAAUAAUCUUGACUCAAUCAAAGAUCUAAUAAACAGCUAUUUAGAAGUAAUUGAUAUUCCUUUAGAUUUAAAAACACUAAAAUUUUAUAAUAAAGAAUUUACAAUUUACCAAGAAGGGUGUGAUAUUAGUCAUUUAGAAAUUAUAAAUCUUGCUAUUGGACCUAUCGAAUGUUUACCCAAAACUAUUCCAGCAACAGUUACACAUUUAUUAUUACUUGAUGGCUUUGAUCAACCACUUAAUUUUAUACCACCCACCGUACAAUACUUGUAUUUACAAAACAUCAAGUAUCAAUUAACACCUGAUUCAAUUCCAGCAACAGUUACACAUUUAUAUUUACUUGAUGGCUUUAAUCAACCACUUAAUUUUAUACCACCCACCGUACAAUACUUGUAUUUACAUAACAUCAAGUAUCAAUUAACACCUGAUUCAAUUCCAGCAACAGUUACACAUUUAUAUUUACUUGAUGGCUUUGACCAACCACUUGAUUUUAUACCACCCACCGUACAAAGGUUGAAUUUACAUAACAUCAAGUAUCAAUUAAAACCUGGCUCAAUUCCAAAUCAUUUAACUUUUCUUAUAUUUGGUCAUGGUUUUUCUCAACGUAUUACAAAAGGUAUUAUCCCUGACUCUAUAACUUAUAUUCAAAUAGGCGAUGUGGACUAUCCUUUAGACAAUGACUCCAUUUCAAACCCCAAGCAAAAAAUUUCUUAUUUAUCCACUUACAAACAUCUAAAAUCUAAAUAA